GUUCCGGGGAGAGAGCGCAUGCGUGAGUGUACGCGUUGCCGGCGAAGUGGGGACCCUGACGACUCGGAAAUUUGAAUACCACAGUAGCAUGGAGUGUGACCUCAUGGAGACUGACAUCUUGGAGUCGUUGGAAGAUCUAGGUUACAAGGGUCCUCUGUUAGAAGAUGGUGCACUGUCUCAAGCAGUCUCUGGUGGAGCUAGUUCCCCGGAAUUUACCAAACUCUGUGCAUGGCUGGUAUCUGAAUUAAGAUUGCUCUGUAAACUAGAAGAAAAUGUGCAAGCAACCAAUAGUCCAAAUGAAGCUGAAGAAUUCCAACUUGAGGUGAGUGGACUGCUAGGAGAAAUGAACUGCCCGUACCUCUCGCUGACAUCCGGGGAUGUGACCAAGCGCCUUCUCAUGCAGAAGAACUGCCUCCUCUUGCUCACAUACCUCAUCUCAGAACUAGAAGCUGCCAGAAUGCUCUGUGUGAAUGCUCCUCCCAAAAAAGCUCAAGAAGGAGGUGGUAGUGAAGUCUUUCAGGAGUUGAAAGGCAUAUGUAUUGCUCUGGGAAUGUCCAAGCCUCCAUCCAAUAUAACUAUGUUCCAAUUCUUCAGCGGGAUUGAAAAAAAAUUAAAGGAGACGUUAGCAAAGGUUCCACCUAAUCAUGUGGGGAAGCCGCUAUUGAAGAAACCCAUGGGACCAGCCCACUGGGACAAAAUUGAAGCAAUUAACCAAGCCAUAAGCAACGAAUACGAAGUACGGAGAAAGCUGCUAAUAAAACGUUUGGAUGUCACCGUGCAGUCUUUUGGCUGGUCUGACAGAGCUAAGAGUCAGACAGAAAAAUUAGCAAAAGUUUACCAGCCCAGACGCUCAGUCUUAUCUCCUAAAAGUAGUAUUUCUGUUGCCCAUCUUCUGGCCGCAAGACACGACUUGUCAAAGAUUUUAAAGACGAGCAGCGGCUCUCUUCGAGAAAAGACUGCCUGCGCCAUCAAUAAGGUGUUGAUGGGCCGAGUGCCUGACAGAGGUGGCAGACCCAAUGAGAUUGAACCUCCACCCCCAGAAAUGCCACCCUGGCAGAAAAGGCAAGAGGGCCCCCAGCAGCAACCAGGAGGCCGAGGAGGGAGAGGCGGUUACGAACAUUCCUCAUAUGGAGGCCGCGGCGGCCAUGAACAAGGAGGAGGGAGAGGUGGACGCGGUGGCUAUGACCACGGUGGUCGAGGGGGAGGAAGAGGAAAUAAGCAUCAAGGAGGCUGGACAGAUGGCGGCAGUGGAGGAGGCGGUGGCUACCAGGAUGGUGGCUAUCGAGAUUCUGGCUUCCAACCGGGGGGCUAUCACGGUGGCCACAGUGGUGGCUAUCAAGGUGGUAGUUAUGGCGGCUUCCAAGCAUCAUCGUACACAGGAAGUGGAUACCAGGGUGGUGGCUACCAGCAGGACAACAGAUACCAGGAUGGAGGGCACCACAGUGAUCGAGGCAGUGGGCGUGGAGGGAGAGGUGGGCGAGGAGGCCGGGGUGGCCGAGGGGGUCAGGGAGGAGGCUGGGGAGGAAGAGGGAGCCAGAAUUAUCACCAAGGGGGUCAGUUUGAGCAGCACUUCCAGCACGGAGGGUACCAGUAUAGCCACUCUGGAUUUGGACAGGGAAGACAUUAUACUAGUUGAGGCUACAGAACCUUACAUUUUGCUAGAGCUCAAGUAAUAGAAACUUAGUUUCAGAACCCUAAAUCCAGAAUCUCUCUUGAAUUCAUGUGAGCCCACAGGUGGCAGGCAUAAGCAUUGAUAGGUCAUCAUUUUCAGUUCUGUCGGAAUUUUUAAUGGACUUACAUAAAGCUGUUUAUUUGGGAAAUGCAUCUCUCCUUUGUAUGAAGAAUUUUUUAAAGAGGUAAUUAUAAAAGUUGCCUUUAAUCUUUGACCAGUAGACUAAUUCCAGAGUCGGAAAAUGCAUACUUUUUUGAAGAAAUUACUUGAAUAAGUAGUUUUCACGUUUUCAAUAUACAGUUUUGAAAAUGAGGAGUCUCCUAGAUUUUUUCUUUCGAUUUACAACUAGGAAAUCUUCCUCGUAUUAACAAACCAUUUAUAUGUGUUUUGCUUAAAGUAUUCUAAUGCCUGUUUUCCAAGCACACUUCUGCCCCUGGCUGGCUGUUUUUAUUCCAGAGGUUAUGCCACGUUUACUUCACGAUAGAACUUGUAGGUCUGUUCCUAUUAAGUGAGCUCUUCUGCAGAUCGCACAUGCAUAGCCUUAUCUUGUGGGUGGAAUACUGUCCCACACGCGCAACUCAAAACCUGAGACACGGCCACAAUCCACCAGAGAAACAAGCAAACUACGUGUGAGCCGAUAGACCAUGUAGACAGAUAGUGUUAAGUAUAGCAACUCAAACUGACCUGCAUCCAUCCGAAACCAGUUCCUCCUUCCACCUUGUUGUUACUUGAAAUCUAGAAGAAACAGCAAACUGAGUUUUGUUUUAUGCACGAGAUAAUACCACUGGCUCAGCAAACACAAGUGAGUUUACUUUGGGCAGGAGGCUGUUUGUUUGUUUGGGGUUUUUUGUUUUUGUUUUUGUCCUCGUAACAGAAGACGUGCACUACCGAGGAAGAAGACAGAUCGUUGCUUCCUGCAGGAGGCCCUUUAUUAUUGCUGCAGACAACAAAAGCCUGGCUGAGUUGACGUGUUACAUUCUCCUUCACUGAAAUCUUCCAUGAUGCUUCUGGCUGGGUUUUUGUAUCCGUAACCAUUGUUAAGCUGUGAAAGAAAUGGCUGGAGGUGUGCGUUGUGUGCGAGAUGAGCAAUAAAGCACCUGUACAUUCUC
Echinops telfairi (small Madagascar hedgehog) is the source of this 2781-nucleotide messenger RNA. It is a transcript of the gene TSLIG3A, whose product is annotated as family with sequence similarity 98 member A. The record is from RefSeq and is a predicted model, not a curated record. The transcript has 8 exons. Lineage: Eukaryota; Metazoa; Chordata; Mammalia; Afrosoricida; Tenrecidae. The coding region runs from base 89 to 1636 and encodes 515 amino acids. Gene Ontology annotation, cellular component: tRNA-splicing ligase complex.